Molecule: messenger RNA, 3871 nt
Organism: Drosophila suzukii
Lineage: Eukaryota; Metazoa; Arthropoda; Insecta; Diptera; Drosophilidae
Gene: AOX4
Product: Aldehyde oxidase 4
Molecular function (GO): iron ion binding; oxidoreductase activity; FAD binding
Source: RefSeq, a predicted model, not a curated record
GUGGAGAUCGUGGUAGCAAUAAAAGCUUUUAAGCUGUUUAAAAAAAUAAAAUACAAAUUAAAUUAAAAUGGCAACUACAUUUACCAUAAAUGGACAACCAUAUACGGUGAACCUAAGUGACCUCCCGCCGGACAUAACUUUGAAUACAUUUAUAAGGGAACACGCCCAACUGACGGCCACGAAAUUCAUGUGCCUGGAGGGAGGAUGUGGAGCCUGCUGUUGUGCAGUUAGCGAUGGCAAGAGUACCUGGACCGUGAAUUCAUGCCUCAAGCUGCUGAAUACCUGUGCCCAGCUGGAGAUCACUACCUGCGAGGGUCUGGGCAACCAGCUGAGUGGCUACCAUCCGAUUCAGAAGCGACUGGCCAAGAUGAAUGGCACCCAGUGCGGCUUUUGCUCGCCGGGAUUCGUGAUGAACAUGUACGGGCUGAUGGAGCAACAUGGCGGCAGGGUGACCAUGGAGGAGGUGGAGAACUCCUUUGGUGGAAACAUCUGCCGAUGCACUGGCUAUCGUCCCAUCCUGGAUGCCAUGAAGUCCUUUGCGGUGGACAGCAAUAUUGAAGUUCCAAAGGAGUGCGUUGACAUCGAGGAUCUGAAUCUGAAGGCUAGAAACUGUCCAAGGACAGGAAAAGCUUGCAAAGGCAGCUGUCGCCAAUCUAAGCUGAUCUACGAAGAUGGAUCCCAGUGGUACUGGCCUAAUAACCUGGACGAGUUGCUUGAGGCGUUGGAUAAUAUCCAGGAUUCGGAAGAGUUUAUGCUAGUUGGAGGUAACACUGCUCAUGGUGUUUACAGAAGAUCACCAGAUAUCAAGCACUUUAUCGAUGUGAACAGUGUGGAAGAUCUGCAUCAGUACAGUUCUGAUAAAGAUAAGUUGACACUGGGAGCUAAUCUCAGUUUGACCGAAUCCAUGGAAAUCUUAAGGACUACUUCCAAACAAUCUGGCUUUGAGUAUCUUGAAGUUCUGUGGAACCAUAUCGAUCUGGUUGCCAAUGUUCCCGUACGAAAUUCUGGCACCUUGGCGGGUAAUAUCUCGACUAAGAAACAACAUCCCGAAUUUCCAUCGGACAUAUUCAUAUCAUUUGAAGCUCUAGACGUGAAAGUGAUUGCCAUGAUGGGAAUCAAUGACGAAGUGGCUAUGUCUCUAGAGGAGUUUUUGGGAGACUCUGAUAGAAAGAUUCUGCUCAAGGCAUUUGUAUUGCCUUCCUACCCCAAGGAUAAGUACAUUUAUGACUCCUACAAGAUCACGCCUCGUGCCCAGAAUGCCCAUGCCUAUGUGAACGCCGCUUUUCUACUAGAACUAGAUACCGAUUCCAAGGUAAAGUCCGCCCGCGUUUGCUUUGGAGGAAUUAGACCAGAUUUCACCCAUGCCACGGACAUUGAAGAACUGAUGGUGGGUCACAGUCCCUAUGAAUCCAAUUUGGUGGAGCAGACAUUCACCAAGCUGGAGAACUUGGUUAAGCCGGAUGAAGUAUUGCCCGAUGCCAGUCCCGCCUAUCGAUCAAAGUUGGCCUGUGGACUGCUCUACAGGUUUCUCCUGAAACACGCACCCGAUUCGGAGGUCAGUGGGAAGUUCAAGAGUGGAGGCGAGCUGCUCCAACGGCCCCUCUCCUCGGGAUUGCAGCUCUUCCAGACCCAGAAGCAGACCUACCCGGUAACCCAGGCGGUCCAGAAGCUGGAGGGCAUGAUCCAGUGCUCUGGAGAGGCCACCUACAUGAACGACACCCUGACCACAUCCAACUCGGUUUACUGCGCUUUCGUGGGAGCUACGAAAGUGGGAGCCACUAUUGACCAGAUCGAUGCCUCUGAAGCUCUGCAGCAUCCUGGAGUGGUGGCCUUCUACACUGCGAAGGAUAUUCCCGGAACGAAUACCUUUUGUGAGCCCAGUUUUGGUUACGAGGCGGAGGAGAUCUUCUGCUCGGGAUUGGUGCGUUACUCCGAACAGCCAGUGGGAGUUAUAGUGGCUCUAACUGCAGACCAGGCUCAACGGGCUACGAAGCUGGUGAAGAUAAGCUACAGCAAUCCCAGCUCCGACUUCAAGUUGAUGCCGACCUUGGGGCAUGUGUUCGCCGCGGAAACUCCAGAUCCUUCUCGCAUUCUGCCCUUGGCAAUUUCCAAGUUGAAGCAAGUCAAAUUCUCUGACAAGCCGGACUUAGAGGUGAGGGGCAUCAUCGAAAUGGGUCUGCAGUAUCACUUCACCAUGGAGCCCCAAACAACGGUGAUAAUUCCUUUUGAAGAUGGUCUUAAGGUCUUUUCGGCCACCCAAUGGAUUGAUCAAACGCAGUCUGUAAUUGCCCAUACACUCGGGAUGAAGGCCAAGGAUGUUCAGCUACAGGUUCGCCGAUUGGGAGGAGGCUAUGGCUGCAAGAUUUCUCGGGGAAACCAGGUGGCCUGUGCCGCCGCCUUGGCUGCUCACAAGUUGAAUCGUCCAGUUCGAUUUGUACAAACUCUUGAGUCUAUGAUGGAUUGCAAUGGAAAGAGGUGGGCUUGUAGAUCCGAAUACCAAUGCCACGUUAAAAGCAAUGGGAGAAUUGUCGGACUGUCCAAUGAUUUUUAUGAGGAUGCUGGCUGGAAUGCGAAUGAGAGUCCUGUGCAAGGACACUCCACUUUUACAGCAGCCAACUGCUAUGAGUUCACGGACAGUAACUUUAAGUUAUCUGGACAUGCCGUCCUCACAGAUGCCCCUAGUUCCACUUGGUGUCGUGCUCCGGGAUCUGUAGAGGGUAUAGCCAUGAUGGAGAAUAUCAUAGAGCAUGUGGCUUUUGAAAUCCAAAAGGAUCCUGCUGAGGUGCGACUGGCCAAUAUUAGCAAAAAGAGUAAGAUGGCAACUGUUCUUCCGGAGUUCCUCAAGUCGAGGGAGUACUAUGAACGUAGAAAGGAGAUCGAAAGUUUUAAUUCUACCAAUCGAUGGAAAAAGCGUGGCCUGGGUUUAUCUGUGAUGAACUUCCCUGUUAUCUAUAUUGGACAAUUUCCAGCCACAGUGACCAUUUACCAUGUGGAUGGCACCGUUGUGGUCACCCAUGGAGGUAUAGAAAUGGGUCAGGGUAUGAACACGAAGAUAGCUCAAGUGGCGGCCUACACCCUGGGAAUCGAUUUGAGCUACGUCAAAGUAGAGUCCUCGGACACCAUCAAUGGGGCCAAUUCGAUGGUCACUGGUUAUGCCAUCGGAAGUGAGAGUGUCUGCUUUGCGGUUCGUAAGAUCUGCGAGACCCUUAACGCACGUUUGAAGCCAGUGAGGAAGGCCAGGGCCACUUGGGUGGAGACCGUGGAGGCGGCUAAUGCUCAGCUGAUCAACCUGAUUGCCUCGGAUCACUAUAAAACCGGGGAUAUGCAGAACUACCAUGUGCUGGGACUGGCCCUCUCCGAGGUGGAGAUGGAUGUGCUAACCGGGAAUAUUUUGAUCAGGAGGGUGGACAUCCUCGAAGAUGCUGGGGAGAGUCUGAGUCCCUGGAUAGAUGUCGGUCAGGUGGAGGGUGCCUUCGUGAUGGGCCUGGGCUACUGGUUGAGUGAGCUACUUAUCUACGAGGGUGAUAAUGGGCGACUUCUGACCAACCGCACCUGGAACUACAAGCCACUGGGGGCCAAGGACAUUCCCAUUGAUUUCCGAGUGGAGCUGGUCCACAAUCCUCGUCCCAGUGGCUCGGGAUUCAUGGGUUCAAAGGCCACUGGGGAACCACCUUGCUGUCUGGCUGUCAGUGUAAUAUUCGCUUUGCAACAGGCCCUCCAAUCAGCUCGUCAGGAUGCAGGACUUCCUCGCGAAUGGCUUCGUCUGGGGGCUCCCACAACUCCAGAGACCUUGCUGCUAAAUGCCGGUCAUCAAGUCGCGGAAUUCAAAUUGAAAUAGAUCUGUUCUAUAAUUAUAAUAUAUCCUACAUAA